This is a messenger RNA of Podarcis muralis (Common wall lizard), 2572 nucleotides long. It is a transcript of the gene ZNF513, whose product is annotated as zinc finger protein 513. The record is from RefSeq and is a predicted model, not a curated record. Gene Ontology annotation, molecular function: RNA polymerase II cis-regulatory region sequence-specific DNA binding; DNA-binding transcription activator activity, RNA polymerase II-specific. NCBI's taxonomy places the organism in Eukaryota, Metazoa, Chordata, Lepidosauria, Squamata, Lacertidae. Gene Ontology annotation, biological process: regulation of transcription by RNA polymerase II. Gene Ontology annotation, cellular component: nucleus.
GGGAAGAGUUCUGAAAUGGGAGGAUGCCGACUCUUCAGCGGGCAUGGAAAGGGGCAGGAGGGGGCCUUUCCGUGGCUGCUUCCCCCUCUUGGGGCGGACCAGGCGCCAGGCAGCCCAUCCCCUCGGGCCCGUGGAAGCGGACACCCGGCUGAUCCCACAUUCCUCCCUUCCUCUUCCGCCACGUGGUUCUCGACCAGGCCGGACUCUGGAGCUUCAUGGCGGAGCGCAGAGGCGGGCGGGGAGGAGGACGAGCAGCAGCGGGAGCGGCUGUCAAGGCGGAGCCCGGCGCCACCUCCCGCUCCGGCCCGGGCCUCGGCCAGAAGCGGGCCCGGAAGCCGCCGCCCCAGGACGCCUCUGCCCUCCGCGCUGAGUCUGCGCCCUCGCCGCUCUCGCGAGGGCAGCGACUCCGCCUCCCGUCAUGCCGCGCGGCCGGGAGCGGAACCGGAAGCGCGCGCUUCUCUGGCCGCCCGCCCCGCGGAUGGGCGGGAGGAGGCGGAGCGGGAGCGGCGGCGGCGAGAGGCGGGGCGUCGCGGAGGAAGAGGCGGGGCGGCCCCGGAGCAGCGGCGCCCAGCGGCCCGGCGAGCGGGAGGCGCCCAGGGCUGGAGCCGCCCGACGCCGCCCCGCCGCCCCCGCCGCCGCCUGGGCCGGGCCAAGAUGCCCCGCCGGAAGCAGCGCCACCCGCAGCCCGUCAAAGUGGACGCGGCGGGCGCGGCGGUCGAUCCUCCGGGCGAGGAGGGCCUGGCUCCGCCGGGCGCCUUCCUCUCGGAGCACGAGCUGGAGCUGGAGGACGAGGACGAGGAGGAGGAGAGCGGCGCCGCCGGCCUCGCCUUCGAGAAGGACUCGGAAGACUCCCUCGGGGGGACGCCCGGACUCUCCUCCUACGUGCUGAGCGAUGAGGAGUUCCCGCCCCUGUGCCAGGCCCAGGACAAUGGCGAGGGGCCCGGCCAGGCUUGCCAGCACUGCGGCCUGCCUGCCCCCGCCUCUGCCGCCUGCUGCCCGCCAGAGGAGGAAGAGCUGGAGGAGGAGGAGGAGGAGGAGGAGGAAGGUUCCGCCAAGGGGCGGGUGGUCUUCUCCUGCCAGCUGUGCCCCUUUGCCUCGCACUACUCCAGCCACCUCAAGCGCCACAUGAAGACCCACAACGGGGAGAAGCCCUACCGCUGCCCGCACUGCCCCUACGCCUCGGCCCAGCUGGUCAACCUGACGCGCCACCUGCGCACCCACACGGGAGAGAAGCCCUACCGCUGCCCCACCUGCCCCUUCGCCUGCAGCAGCCUUGGCAACCUCAAGAGGCACCAGCGGGUUCACGGCCAGGAGCGCCCGCUGCGCUGCGGCUCCUGCACCUGCCGAUGCGCCCGGGGCAACCCCCUGCGGCGCCACAGCCCCGGGGCGCAGGGGGAGUCGGAGGCGGAGAUGGAGGGGCCAGCGGCUGCGGAGCAGGAGACAGAGCCUCCGCUCUUGGCCCCGGGCUCCCCGUUCCUGAGGCCCGAGGACUCUGCGGCCGUCCUCCCGGAGCUGCUCUUCCCCUUCACGUGCCGGGCGUGCGGACUGGUCCUGGAGGCGGACGAGGGCCUGGGCGAGCCGGUGUGCGGGCGCUGCAGCCUGGCGGUGCUGGGGGCGGAGCAGUCGUCGCCCAAGGGCUUCUCGUGCCAGCUGUGCCCCUUCGUCACCACCUACCCCAACCACCUGGCGCGGCACAUGAAGACGCACAGCGGAGAGAAGCCCUUUGCCUGCGCCCUGUGUCCCUACGCCUCGGCACACCUCGACAACCUCAAGCGCCACCAGCGGGUGCACACGGGAGAGAAGCCCUACAAGUGCCCGCUGUGCCCCUACGCCUGCGGCAACCUGGCCAACCUCAAGCGCCACGGCCGCAUCCACUCGGGGGACAAGCCCUUCCGCUGCCGCCUCUGCUCCUACUCCUGCAACCAGAGCAUGAACCUCAAGCGCCACAUGCUGAGGCACACGGGAGAGAAGCCCUUCCAGUGCCGCAUCUGCCCCUACACCACCGGCCACUGGGACAACUACAAGCGCCACCAGAAGGUGCACGGCCAGGGCCUGCCCGAGGAGGAGGGGGGGCCCAGCCUGGACAGCAGCCUCCCUUGAGGGCCCGCGGGGGGAGACCGCGGCACCCGCCACACCAAGGCCCCCGCCUCCUCCCGGGUGCCUCUGCAUAGGAAUAGGCUCAGACUGCAAGAGGAGAAAGGGGGGCCUCUUCCACUCGCCAAACAAGCCCCCACCCCCAGGACUGGGGGAAGCAGCUGUAGGGACCUGUGGGGGGGGGGCAGUGCAGUUCGUGCCGGCAGCGGAGCACUGGGACCUCCUUGGCCAAAACGCGGCUGGGCACUGCCUGCUCCUGCGGAUUGGGCCCUUUUCACGUCACCUGGAAAAGAUUGUAUCUGUGGGGCAGCAGAACACUCCCCCCCCAAAAAAAACCCCUCCGACUGAGGGCGGUUCUUGGUGCUUUCCUGUCCUCUCUGUGCCUCCUCCCCAGCCCCCUUUAACUGUGGUUGCUGCUUGAGUCUGUGUAAUUUAUAUCGUGUAUUAAUGCAUUAAACUGUUUUCUUAUCUUGCUUUA